GUUACAUAUAAAAUCACACGAGUUACAUUUUAUUGAGAGUCGAGUCGGUUUACUACAUUUGAUUAAAAAUAAUCUGGGUUACACCAAUAAUGCUUAAUGCCCAACAUUUCCAUGUUAGUCGAAACAGAUUGGACUUCUUUUAUACGGAGUAGUACUUAAGUAAUUAAUUAAUUGACGGGAUAACUACAAUUAGCAUGUGGAAUACCAAUCUGUCAAGUUUUUAAGCUUACCCCUUUAUGUCUCUAACAAACAUCCUUUCUAAGAGAUCGACUUUCCUAACACUCUCCAAAUCGCCGCCUUUAUUCACCGCGGAAAAAUGUAUCAUCCGCCACUAUGCAUUAUUGCCGCCUGCUAUGCACUAUUAUUGGGAACCACUCCGGCCAUUCACGGCUUGGAGACGGCGUAUGACAUAUUGCAGGAAUAUGACUUUCCCAUCGGCAUUCUCCCAACGGGAGUCAAGAGCUACGAGAUCAACAAAGACACCGGCAAAUUCGCAGCAUACUUUGACGGGUCGUGCAGCUUCACCAUAAAGGGGUAUACCCUAAAGUACAGUAACAAGAUCACAGGGACAAUCUCUAAGGGCAGACUGAGUAACUUGGGUGGUGUGCAGGUGAAAAUAAUGCUUUUCUGGCUGAAUAUAGUGCAGGUCACUCAUGAUGGUGAAAAUCUGAACUUCUCUGUUGGGAUAACAUCUGCUGCAUUUUCAGUUGACAAUUUCUAUGUCUGCCCCCAGUGUGGCUGUGGAUUUAGCUGUCUGAGCAGGGAAUCCAAUCUUCAUAGCCUUGUAUAUUCUUCUUGAUUUUUCUAUUGUUUCCUGAUGAAGAAUUGUGCUUUUAGAUUCUUUUAUAAGAACUACUUCCUUUAUUACUUGAUCAGUACAGAUAUAAUUAAAUAAAGUCCGUUUUUUUCUGAGUAUUCAA
Molecule: messenger RNA, 920 nt
Organism: Cuscuta epithymum
Lineage: Eukaryota; Viridiplantae; Streptophyta; Magnoliopsida; Solanales; Convolvulaceae
Source: the annotation of a GenBank genome assembly